Molecule: messenger RNA, 369 nt
Organism: Akanthomyces muscarius
Lineage: Eukaryota; Fungi; Ascomycota; Sordariomycetes; Hypocreales; Cordycipitaceae
Exons: 1
Coding region: 1-369 (122 amino acids)
Source: RefSeq, a predicted model, not a curated record
AUGGAGAAGCAAGCUGAAAUGGUCAAGCAACACCUCGAGUGCGGCAGAGAGGUCUAUUAUAUGCUGAUUGAGCGCCAGUAUAGUCGUAACGUCUCGGAGUGGGCCUGUGUCGUUUUGAUCAGCGCCAUCAGCUCGGAGAUUGCCACGAUCAUCAAACGCAUCCUCAAAAGCGGCGAGAAGUGCGUCGGGCGUAUUUGCAGCGCACUGUUCUCGCAAAAGUCGCAAAGCUUCCGACUUGGCCUGCAGCUCCCCGCAGAAACCUUCAGCCGUCUGCUUGUUGAUUGUCUUGAUCCAACGGCAGCUGUUGAUCUCAUGAACGCAGCGAGCGGCAAGAUCGAUCGAUUCGGAACACGUCGUCAACAGUCGUGA